This is a messenger RNA of Rattus norvegicus (Norway rat), 1548 nucleotides long. NCBI's taxonomy places the organism in Eukaryota, Metazoa, Chordata, Mammalia, Rodentia, Muridae. The record is from RefSeq and is a predicted model, not a curated record.
CUCCUCCCACUCACCCCACCACAGGCACCUGCAGACCAGAGCUAGCAGCAGGCUCUACCUCCUUUGCUUUCAAGAGGUUGGACUGGGAGCAGAACCCAGAGAGGUCCACGCAGAGCCAUGGGCAGCCGCGUUUCUCGGGAAGAUUUUGAGUGGGUCUACACGGAUGAGCCGCAUGCGCAGAGAAGACGGGAGAUCCUGGCAAAGUAUCCAGAGAUAAAAUCCUUGAUGAAGCCCGACCCUAACCUGAUCUGGAUCAUAACCGCAAUGAUUCUCGUCCAGUUGGCUUCCUUCUACUUAGUCAAAGACUUAGAGUGGAAAUGGCUCAUAUUUUGGUCCUAUGUCUUUGGCAGCUCUAUUAACCAUUCAAUGACUCUGGCUAUCCAUGAGAUUUCCCACAACUUCCCCUUCGGCCACCACAGGGCCCUGUGGAACCGCUGGUUUGGGAUAUUUACUAAUCUCCCUUUUGGGAUUCCAUAUUCGAUUUCCUAUAAAAUGUAUCACAUAGAUCACCACCGAUACCUUGGGACUGCUGGCAUUGACGUGGAUGCUCCUUCUGACCUUGAGGGCUGGUUCUUCUGCACCACUUUCAGGAAGCUUGUCUGGGUUGCUUUCCAACCUUUCUUUCUCUUAUUUCGACCUUAUUUUGUCAACCCCAAACCAAUGACUUACCUGGAAACUAUUAAUAUUAUGAGCCAGAUCACUUUUAACAUUGUCAUUUACCACGUCUGGGGAAUUAAGUCCUUAGUCUACAUGUUGGCAGCCUCUCUCCUUGGCUUGGGUUUGAAUCCCAUUUCUGGGCAUUUUAUAGCUGACCACUUCAUGUUCUCAAAGGGACAAGACACAAACUCCUAUUAUGGGCCUCUUAACUUUUUCAUGUUCAAUGGCGGCUACCACAACGAACACCACGACUUCCCCAGUAUUCCUGGAAGCCGUCUUCCUCAGGUGAGGAAAAUCGCAGCUGAGUACUAUGAUGAGCUCCCGCAUCACACCUCCUGGGUGAAGGUGCUGUAUGAUUUUGUGACGGAUGACACAAUGAGCCCCUACUCCAGGAUAAAGAGGCCACCGAAAGGGAACGAGGUUCUACAUAAAUAAACAUUCCCUAGGGCCAAAGAAAAACCUUCCCUAGAACGUUAUAAUAGUUGACUAUGUGGAAAUAUCUGCCCCAUUUGGUUUCUCUCACUGAUAAUUUAACUUCGAGCACUGUCCCACUCAUCAAGACCUCUGCCAAUGAGCUAUCCUCCCAGCCCGAACUUUUGUCCGGUUAAACUUGGGAUCAGUGACGGUCAGAGCUGUCUUGCUACAAUUUAAACUCAGAUCUCCGUGAUGUCAAGAUUUGACUCUGGUUUUCACUAAACCUGACCUUUACAGUGCUCAACUCUGCCUACAGGGUGCUUGCUUAUUGAUAGUGAAUUAUCAUUUCUUGUGGUGUCUUCAUCCAUGUCUAUAACUUUCUUAGAACAUCAUGAAAUGGUUACUUUACUACAUGAUUUAUAACAUUAAGUUUCAUUUUAAUAAAAAUGCUAACGAACUGCUGUCAAUCCAAAUGCA